Trypanosoma grayi is the source of this 348-nucleotide messenger RNA. RefSeq lists its product as hypothetical. The transcript has a single exon. The record is from RefSeq and is a predicted model, not a curated record. Lineage: Eukaryota; Euglenozoa; Kinetoplastea; Trypanosomatida; Trypanosomatidae. The annotation marks the transcript as partial.
AUGUUGUGGGGGCCUGCAGUGCGCGGCGCUGGGCGCCUUGUGACGCUGCUGCUUCUGCUGCUGGCAGUGGGCGCCGCUGGUCACCGCGGCUUCUCAGGCGAAAUUCCAGCAGAGCCGUACGACACGGCGUACCACGCAUACUUUCGCAACUACCCGUCGGUGCGGCCAUGCAUUUUGGGGGCGGCGGUGACGGCCGAGACAAGUGGCAGCGUGGACAACAGGCGCAAUGAUAGCGACGCGUACUGGGGCUGUAAAAUUGGAAGCAACGCCGUCACGCCGCACACGCUGCUGCUGCUUACUGCAGCGGAGGUGGCGCAGAUGCUGCUGAUAAGUGACUGCGGCGCCAAC